Messenger RNA from Lagopus leucura (white-tailed ptarmigan), 1327 nucleotides. RefSeq names its product poly(ADP-ribose) polymerase family member 12 (gene PARP12). Bases 341 to 1252 code for a protein of 303 amino acids. The record is from RefSeq and is a predicted model, not a curated record. Gene Ontology annotation, molecular function: NAD+ poly-ADP-ribosyltransferase activity. The transcript has 8 exons. Lineage: Eukaryota; Metazoa; Chordata; Aves; Galliformes; Phasianidae.
GAUGCGCGCGAGUAUGGCGCAAUAACCAGAAGGAAAUGCUGCUUAGCUCCACUCCUUAAUGGGCCCUGGGCUAGUGGGAAGGCAUCCCUGACAUCCGGCAGCGGCACUCCAGUUGGCCACUUGUAUUUUAUUUCUGAAGAUCUCACUGCGUGUUAGGGUCCUCUUCCACGUGGACAUAGGGGUCAGAGGGCUGUGGUGACGCAUAGGCACGUGACUGACACCCAUCCGUCAUGGGAAGUGGAUGGGCAGCCUGCUGACAGCACCGGGUGAGAACGCAGCCAGGCACUGACCAGUUCUCCUGUGCUUCUGGUGCCUUCAGACCCUUCUGUUCAUCCUCAGAAUGGCGUAUGCCUGGUAUUGGCUUGAUGACUUGGGGCAGUGGAUUGAAUAUGGGAAAGAGCACCCGAUUUACCCCCAUGCCACGGUAAAUUCUGCAGAUCUGGAGGAGGCAUUUCUAGCUGACCAGAGAGGCACUCUGACAUUUUGUGCUGGUUCUCAGAUAUAUGAAUUAAACUUCAAAGACAUGGUCCAAAGAAAUGUGGUCUAUGCAACUCAAAGAAAAGUUAUGCGGCUGCCAAAAAAUUUGUACUCUCGACGUGAGCAGGACAAAAGCCUGCAUACAGAACCAUCAUGUUCACUUUAUCCUCCAGAAUGGGACCAAUCAGCACUGCCUGAAAUUGGGUACAAGUUGGUAGAUGUUGGCAACACUUCCAGUGAAUAUAAAAGAAUUGAGAGUCUGUUUCAGAAGACGAUGAAAGACUACAGCAUCUGCCGGCUGCAGAGGAUCCAGAACCCAACCCUUUGGCAAAUUUUUCAGUGGCAGAAGGAGCACAUGAAGAAGCUCCACAAAUCAAACUGGGUGGAUGAGCGGCUUCUGUUCCACGGGACAAACGCAUCUCAUGUGCCAGCCAUCUGUGAGCAGAAUUUUGACUGGAGGAUCUGUGGCACUCAUGGGACAAUGUAUGGAAAAGGAAGCUACUUCGCCAGAGAUGCCAGUUAUUCUCAUGAGUACUGUUCCUCUAGGAUCAGCCGCUACAGCAUGUUUGUAGCUCAGGUCCUUGUUGGGAAAUAUGUUCGAGGGGACUCUGAAUACCUUCGUCCUCCACCCACACCAAACAAUCGCAACAGACUUUAUGACAGCUGUGUGGAUAACCCGGAAAACCCUUCCAUCUUUGUCAUCUUUGAGAAGCUCCAGAUUUACCCUGCCUAUAUCUUGGAGUACAGCAGUAGUUCUCUAUGUGUGAUCCUUUAAUGAAUGGCAGAAUAUUCUUUGUAUUUACACUGAAACGUUUUAAUAAAUCUUUUCAUUCAUGUUUGUACAGUUUUA